Messenger RNA from Scomber japonicus (chub mackerel), 657 nucleotides. It is a transcript of the gene rd3, whose product is annotated as retinal degeneration 3, GUCY2D regulator. Bases 1 to 657 code for a protein of 218 amino acids. NCBI's taxonomy places the organism in Eukaryota, Metazoa, Chordata, Actinopteri, Scombriformes, Scombridae. The record is from RefSeq and is a predicted model, not a curated record. The transcript is spliced from 2 exons.
AUGGCCUCCUGGUUCAGCUGGAACGAGCCUUAUUACCGGAGCCCCCGGCGGGACCCGGCCGACGUGGUCACUGACACCUUGAUGUUGGAGUUCAGCUGGCAGCUAAAGGAGGCGGAGAGGCUGCACAAAGAGAGAGAGAAUGAAUACCGGCGCCUCAAGACUGGAGUGGACUACAGCUGGCUGGUCAGCACACCUCGCUCAUCUUACAGCAUCAGCACUGGAGAGAGGCUCGGCUUGGAGGACCUCUGUGCCAAGGUGCCCCCUUCCUGUUGCGGGCUGGUCAUACUCAAGUUUCGUGAGGUAAUGCAGGCCAACGAGCCCGAGGCGCAGGAGGUGUCCGGCCUCUUCCGCUCCGUCCUCAUGGAGGCUCUUGACCACCUGAAGGAGGAGGAGGAGGCGCAGCGGCUUGCCCGCCAGUGGAACAACAAACGUGCCAUGAGCAUGUCCCUCGUAAACUUUAGGUCCCGGAUCAAGAUCAACCCAUUCGGCAGCACUGUGGGCCUGACCUCAGAGGUGGCUGAAGGAGCAGGGAUGAGCGACCUCAAAACCGUGUCAGAAGAUGUGGAGAAAGGGAUGGAGAGGGGUGAGAGGUCACCAAGGGUGUGGAGCAUGCCUGACUUCAGAUACAAAGGAGCAAACAGCAGUAAGGUUGUCUGA